ACUCUCCUUAUGAAAAUUGAAGGAAGUGUGAUCGGGAUAUCCUGGAUAAAUGUAACAGAAAUACUGAAACACAUUUUAUUAUAUACAAUCAUCACGCACGAAAUAUGUUGCGGUUUUUUGUUCUUUUUUCAAUGUUUAGUAGCAUUUUACAAGACAAAAACUAUAUAUCAAACAUUUAUUUAAAAAAUAUAUUCCAAUAAAUUUUGUUACAUAGAUGUGUAUAUGUAUGAUUACACAUGUAUACGUAUAGAACACAUCACGCUUCAUUUAAGAGGAAAACCAUAAUAUGAUAAACAUAACAUGGCCAAUCAAGAAUUCGUUAUCUUACCUUUCCAAUUGCAAACAUUCCUUUUGCUCAAGCAAUGUUUUUUUCUCCAAUUAUUUUACAGUACAAUAUUUAACAGAAAUAUAUAAAUCAUAAGAAAAAAAAGAGACAAAUAAUAAUGAUGUUUAUGUAUACAAAUACAUUUCAUGUUUGUAAGCUAUUUGGAAAUGAUGUCUGCUUUGAAAAAAUACAGCGUUAGCCACAUGAUCAAUUAUUAUAGCAUGAGAAGAAACACUAGCUGCAAUAUUUUACUCAGACUUAUACAAAAUAUAUGAUGCAAAACAAAUGUAAAUUAGCAAUGCAACGAAGCUGGAUAAAAAAGUACUUUAUGCUGCUGGUAUCGCUCAAACUGAAACAUCAAUUAAAGCUUUAUAAAUAUAAUUGAUAAAAAUAUUAAUUUCUGAACAAAACUAACUCAUUAUUUUUAUCAUGUUGCACAGAAGAAAAAAGGAAGCAUUAAGCAACAUAAAAUUAAUAUUAUCCUGUUUAAUGAUUUGUACAUUAUAUUGCGAAAAGAAUCCACACAUUCGCUAGCUUAAGACUAUGCAGAAGAUGACGAGUCUGAGAGGAAAAGAAAGAAGAGAAAAUCUAAUUUAAAAAUAAUUAUAUACACUGAAAUCUCUUCAAAAUAGCUAAUGUGUAAAUCUCUGAAGCGGAUUAAAAAUAUAAUGAACAAUCUUACUUUUAUAUUGUCCGCGCGUGAUAAUGUGAAAGAUUUUAUUUUCGGUAAAUUAUAUAUGUAUAUAUAGAAACAUUUUCUCGAGAUGCUAAAUUAUUUCUUCUGAAAUAAUACAUAUGUGCAAGAUCCCAGAUAGCAUAUGUACGCACGAUUGUUGUCCCAUGACAAUUGAUCAUCAACAAUGGCAGAAAUUGAGUGGCCGUGGCAAUACAGUUUCCCUCCGUUCUUUACACUUCAACCUCAUGCGGAUACUAGAGCUAAGCAAAUAGCGGCCUGGAAGAAUUUAGUACUCGAGUACUAUCGUAUCACAAAGCAGGCCAUCGUGGACGUGCGAGAAGUGCACACAAAUCCUCUGUUCAAUAACGUCAAUAUAAAUAGAAGAUUGCCAUCUGAAACUGUGUUAAUAAUACUGGAAGAAUUGGGAAAAUCAGGAAACGCAUCUCCUUUGGAUAAAAGCAAACAGAGAUGGUUGGUUUAUUGGCACACUUUAGAGGAAUGGGGUGAUAUAAUAUAUAAUUGGGCACAGGAGAACGGUUUUAUUGGAUCUGUGUGCACAUUAUUCGAACUGACGCAAGGGGAAGACACGAUUGAGCAAGAAUUCCAUGGUCUCGACACAGAAGUGUUAAUAAGAUCAUUGAGGACACUGGAGGUUGCUAGAAAAGCAGAACUAAUUUUAUUUGAUGAUAAUCAAGGUGUCAAAUUCUAUUAACCCUUGGAAAGAACUACAAAAGUGUUACCGAAAAAUCGCGACUAUAGAUAUAUGUGAAAUAAAUUGAACUCUUGAAUAUAACUUAUAAAUAUCUGCAUUUAAAUAUAUGUUUUUGUCAAAUUUAUGAAUACAUAAGGAAUGUAAAGGAAAUAUUGUUAAAUAUAAGGUAAUAUUGUUUAUGUGUUCAUAAAUGUAAACAUUUAUUUAACAUAUUAGUAAUACAUCUUUUUCGUUUUUCUUAUAAAAAGUAAACCAAAAUCGCUAAGUAUACCUGAAGUUCGGGUGUAAGAAUCCGUGUAUUACAUGAAUAAUGAUUUUGUUAUCUGU
Molecule: messenger RNA, 2040 nt
Organism: Formica exsecta
Lineage: Eukaryota; Metazoa; Arthropoda; Insecta; Hymenoptera; Formicidae
Gene: Vps25
Product: vacuolar protein-sorting-associated protein 25
Exons: 4
Coding region: 1186-1713 (175 amino acids)
Biological process (GO): protein transport to vacuole involved in ubiquitin-dependent protein catabolic process via the multivesicular body sorting pathway
Cellular component (GO): ESCRT II complex
Molecular function (GO): protein homodimerization activity; structural molecule activity
Source: RefSeq, a predicted model, not a curated record